Molecule: messenger RNA, 2479 nt
Organism: Physcomitrium patens
Lineage: Eukaryota; Viridiplantae; Streptophyta; Bryopsida; Funariales; Funariaceae
Product: mRNA export factor GLE1
Biological process (GO): poly(A)+ mRNA export from nucleus
Cellular component (GO): nuclear pore cytoplasmic filaments; nuclear pore; cytoplasm
Molecular function (GO): translation initiation factor binding; phospholipid binding; inositol hexakisphosphate binding
Source: RefSeq, a predicted model, not a curated record
UUAGCAGGCGUGCAUGACAGAACCCCCGGGAUCAAUUCGCUGCAAAAAAAAACCUUCAGUCUCUCGGUCCCCUGUUUUAGGGUUUAUCGGAUUCAUUCGCAACUAGACUGGCAUCACAUUUUCUGCCCACGAUUGCUCGCAAUUUGCCCACUACGCUGUUCUUUACCUCCUCAGGAUUGUUCUCUCUGAAAUUAUCGCGGCAGCUAACUUUCAAGAGCGAUUUUAAAUGGCCCGACAUCGUACAGUUUGAUUGUAUGUAGUUUGAGGUUUACAAAUCUGCUUCGACAUGAGGCGUUAGCGGGAUUUGAAUUGACCGCAUUCGCAAUGUUUUCCUCGUCCGGUUCUCCUAAUGGCUUGUCAUCACAUCGGUCGCCUCCUUAUGCUUCCAGAGCAACACCAGCUCCAGAGAGUCCCGGAGUGAGCCCUGGCGUCAGUCCUGGAGGUCGUUUGCAGCUUAUUCUCAAGAGUCCCUACAAAUCUAAAGUUGUGUCUGUCGUUGAAAAAUUCGUGGAUCCUAGUCCGGAUUGGACUUUGCAGGAUUUGCAAUCGGAGCUGGAUGUGAUUUCCACUCGCUACACUUCUACUGUGGCUUUAGACAAUGAGCCUCCUCCUUCGACUGCAAAAGGGAUAUCGUGGCGAGAAUUGUCUGUUACAGCUGAUUUUGGCAGAACAAAUGCGCCAUUUAGGAUGCGAGCAUUUGACAGUGAUUCUGAGACUGAGUCCAGUGACGAUGAGCUCAAUUCUCCUGCGCCAGCUUCAUCCAACCGCGUCAAUGGUGUAGGCGUUGGAAAGGAUGAUCAUAUUCGGCACGCUAAUUCGAAGGGUUCGGAAGAAUUGCUUGUAGUAGUCAAGGAUGACGUGCGGGAGAGUAGUCCACUUCUUGCACGAACUGGAUAUGUGGAAUCCGCUCUCUUAGAGCUGGAACGAGAACGCCAUAGUAGGGUACAGGAGGAAUUUCGAAAGAGGCGGCUGCUUCUUGAUAAUGCCUUGAGAGAGGAAGUGCAAAGAGAGGCAGCCUUACUUGCGCGUGUUGAGAAAGAAAAAGAAGCCAAGUGUGAGUUGGCAAGGCGCUCGGAUAAACAAGAUCAAAGACAAAUUGCUGAGCUACGAGAUGAACAUCUAUCCGCCCUUCAAAGGGAUCACGAACUUCGGUCACAAUUUGAAGCUCGCCAGAUCAGAAAAGAAGCUGCCGAAGAAGAAGCUCGUCGGCAAGAAAUCGCCGCUCGAGAAGAGAGAGAACGACAAGCUAAAGCUAAAAUUCAGCUAGCAAAAGAGAAGGCUGAAGCUGAAGCGGCCAAGAGGAAGGCUCAAGCAGAUGCUGCAGCAGCGGCGGCUUUAAAGCGUGAAGAGGAUCAGAAAGCAAAGGAAAAUUUGCAGCAGAGUGCAAAGGAGAAGGAUGCUCACAAGGAAAAUGCUGAUCAGAAGGAGUCUACUUCGAAAGCAACCACAGGAUUGAAGCCGAAAGUGGCACCUUCUGCAGCCAAAUUAGAGGAGUCUCGAUUAAUCAAUCUGCGUGCGUAUGAGGCUGUAUAUGCACCUCUACGAACUAAUCCAGUUCAACAGAAGGAGUUAAAGACUUAUGAGAGGCAAAUUAUCAAGCAUUUACAGCAGAUUGCUGCCACCCAACAACAAGUGGGGAUUAAGUCAAGAGACUUGCUGCAGUUCCUCAACAGUUCCAUGGGGGUCCCUACUCAGUUUUUACUUGUUACUCUGGGUGCGAAGCUUCUUUCACAGUGUGAGUCGCAGAUUUUGAAGCUACCUUCCUUUGCCUUUGCAUUGGCACAGGUCAUUGUUAACGUGGCCUCCCAGGUGCCCUUGUUAAUCGAUAUUGUACUUGCGAAGCUACAUGAAGUUUGUAUCUUCACUGUCCCCAAGUAUUAUGUAUUCACAAAGGAUCAAUUUGAAAAUGAUGCUGCUUACUAUAAAGCGCUAGGGUAUCGGGAAGAAGAUGGGAAAUUGGAAAGCACCGAUGAUUAUGUCGCACGUCAGGCUGCAUACAUGACAUUUUAUGGCGCGAUGAUUCAGACUGAUGUGGCAGGAGGGAAAAAUCCCCAUGGAUUAGCAGCUGGGUGGGCUUGGGUUGCACGUUUCUUAAAUAGCAUCCCGGCAGAUCGGAAUACCGCCUCGGCUUUAGAGGCGUUCUUGAAGAUGGCAGGAUUCAGGCUCUAUCAAGUCUAUCCAAAGCCAUUCAUGAGGAUUAUGCAAGCAAUUGUCACGGAAUAUAUUGAAAACCUCAAGAAAACUGGUGAUGGAGAUGCUAGAGCUGUAGUUUCACGAUUAGAGACAUUUCUGCAUCUUCAAAAGUAUUUGCAGGAGCCCGAGGGUAGGAAGAUGCCUGUCACAGAUGUCUCAUCCAGCCUGAAAGCGUGAGAUGUCAUGCAUUCUUUUUAACUAUCCACGUUGUUCUAUCAUAUAUUCUUGGUUAAAUGAGACCUCAUUGAUAUUCAAACGUUGGUCGAGUCUUCAGAUUCCACUCAGA